Knipowitschia caucasica is the source of this 723-nucleotide messenger RNA. The record is from the annotation of a GenBank genome assembly. Lineage: Eukaryota; Metazoa; Chordata; Actinopteri; Gobiiformes; Gobiidae.
AUGCAGCCGGAGUGCAGGGUUCAAGUGGAGGAGAAAGAGAUCUCACGAGUGAAAGGUUGUCGCUGCUCUAAGACCGCUUUGGUUCUGCUCUGCACCUUGACACUGGUGGGAUGCGCUGCCACUGUUUUGAUCAUAAAUCCACAAUUUCAGGCAACAAAACAGGAGGAUGGACAUUUGGAAGAGCUGAGACUCUCGCUGAGGCAGACCAGCGUCAGGGCAGCCAUCCAUCUCGUUGGUGUAUACAACGCGGUCUCCAAGACGCUGCAGUGGAAUGCAGGGGUGGACCAGGCGCACUCUGAGGGGGGUCUGCGUUUGGAGAAAAAUGAAAUCGUAGUACCUCAUGACGGUCUGUACUUCGUCUACAGCCAGGCCUCGUACCGCAUCAGCUGCAGGAAGGGCCCCGAGGAGCCCCCGCACCCUGUGCAGCUCAGCCACUCUGUGGAGCGCUGGUCCGACUCUUACGGCAGCGGAGACGAGACCGAGCAGGAGUACAGGCCCAUCCUCCACACGCUGAGGACCGCCUGUGUGAGAGGGACCCAAGACCAGGACCAGGACCAGGACCAGGUCCAGGGCGCACACAGCUUCUCUGGGCUCUAUGUGGGGGCCAUGUUUAACCUGAAGGCGAAUGACCGCCUCCGUACUGUGCUCAGCCCCGACCCUCUGCUGCGGGGACAGGUGGAGGAUGGCCAUGGGGAGACCUUCUUUGGGGUCUUUGCUCUGUGA